Messenger RNA from Nicotiana tabacum (common tobacco), 1443 nucleotides. Lineage: Eukaryota; Viridiplantae; Streptophyta; Magnoliopsida; Solanales; Solanaceae. The record is from RefSeq and is a predicted model, not a curated record.
AUGUCCUCGGGUGAGGCGGGGGUGGGGCAGGGCACAUGGGGUGAUACUGGAGGCAAAGGGAGUAAGGGGAACACGAGAGCCUCUAGGUUGAGAAUUGGGUCUUGGAACAUAGGAACACUAACGGGUAAGUCUAUAGAGUUGGCGAAGAUUCUUCAGAUGAGGAAGGUUAAUAUAACUUGUGUUCAAGAGACUAGCUGCGUAGGAUCGAGGGCGAGGGAUGUAGACGGGUAUAAGUUUUGGUACUCUGGAGUCAUGAAGGGUAAGAAUGAAGUGGGUAUUCUGGUGGACAGGGAUCUUCGAGAGUCGGUGGUAGAGGUCAGGCGGAUCAGUGAUAGAUUAAUGACUAUUAAGCUAGUGGUUGGGGAGUGCACUCUAAAUGUAGUUAGCGCUUACGCGCCACAGGUGGGCUUGGAUGAGGAGGUUAAAAGGCUCUUCCGGGAAGUGUUGGAUGAGAUUGUGCGUAGUAUCCCGCUUUCUGAGAGGUUAUUUAUAGGAGGGAAUUUCAAUGGUCAUAUUGGGUCGACUUUUGAUGGCUAUGGAAAUGUGCAUGGCGACUUCGGUUUUGGGGUUAGGAACGGAGGAGGUACAUCACUGUUGGAUUUUGCGGAGGCAUUUGAGCUAGUGAUUGCGAACUCUAGUUUUUCGAGGAGGGAUGAGCAUUUGGCUCUUGGUGAUGGACGUCGGUAUCAUAAUAAAGAGAAAGAAGAGGUUGGCACAGGGACGACCGAGGAUCAGGUGGGAGCCUUGACUGAGGAUAAAGCUCGAGAGUUGGAGGGGAGGUUAUUGAUAUUGGGAUUCUGGAGGAAUAGCAGGGACGCGAGCGCUAUGUGGGAGACGACGGUGAACCGUAUUAGGGAGGAGACAAAAGAGGUGCUAGGGGUCUCGAAGGGUGACACUGAUAGGCGCAAAGGUGACAGGUGGUGGAAUGAAGUGGUCCAAGUCAAAGUGGAAGAGAAGAAGACGACGUACCUGAGGUUAGUAGGGAGCAUAGACAAGGAGGAGAGGAGGACGCACAGAGAGAGGUAUAAGGUAUCUAGGAGGGAGGCAAAGUUGGCGGUCACAGAGGCUAAGACUGAUGUGUUUGUUUGUUUGAAUGAGGAACUGAGGGACAAAGGCAGGGAUAAAAAGAUCUUCCGGCUGGCCAAGGUGAAUUGGGGCAUUCCGAGUGUUACCGAGACUUUGGGUACUGUAGACGCAUUAAGGACGAAAAUGAUGCCGAAUGAGUGGAGGUGGAGUACGGUGGUACCGUUGUACAAGAGCAAAGGCGAUGUCCAGAAUUGUAACAACAAUAGAGGUAUCAAGUUAAGUCAUACCAUGGAAGUUUGGGAGAGGCUGGUGGAGAGGGUGAGGAAAAUUGUGUCUAUAUCUGAUAACCAGUUCGGGUUCAUACCGGGUCGUUCAACUACGGAAACUAUCCACCUUAUUAGGAGGUUGGUGGAAUAG